UACGGUGAGGAUAUAAAGCUGUGCCUGAACCACAGUAGUCCAUUGAUCUGCAGAUCCUUGUCUAACGCAUUAAGACAGAGCACAACUGAGACAGGAUGUCUUUACGGGUGGCUGCACUUCUUCUGUUGGCAUCAGUCCUCUGGAGCCAUGUAGCAGCAAGCACAGAUCAGGCUUUGGACUGCUGCUUGACAACGACCGAUACCAAGCUUCCCCACAGAGUGGUGAAGUCAUACAGUAUCCAGACAGUCAGUGGAGGAUGUCGGAUAGCUGCCACUGUGUUUGUCACGAAGAAGAAUCAUAGACUGUGUGCUCCUCCUGCCACCAAGAACAACUGGGUGGCCAAACUCAUCAAGCAACUGAAGAGGAAAUCGCAUAAGGGAAAGGCCAGAAAAGGCAAGAAUGGCAAGAGAAGACACUGAAAGGCUGUGGGUGAUCCUUAAACCUCGGAGCUCCAGUAUACGUCCUUUGAGAAGAUUCAAUAUUUCAAAUAUUUUGUGAAUGGGACUGAAAGUUAGUUCUCAUUUUAAGGUGGAUGGCACUGUGAUACCGUUGAAUUAUUUUUGACCAACACUGUGUCAUGUGUCGUGUAUUGCAGAACAUUAUUGUCAAAAUGUUGCUCACAGUUACUAUAAGCUUGAUUUUAUAUUGUAUAACUCAUUUUAUGUAAAUAAAUAACUGUUUAUUUUUUUAAGAAACAUUG
Messenger RNA from Salvelinus sp. IW2-2015, 700 nucleotides. It is a transcript of the gene ccl19b, whose product is annotated as chemokine (C-C motif) ligand 19b. Gene Ontology annotation, molecular function: chemokine activity. Gene Ontology annotation, cellular component: extracellular region. Lineage: Eukaryota; Metazoa; Chordata; Actinopteri; Salmoniformes; Salmonidae. The record is from RefSeq and is a predicted model, not a curated record. Gene Ontology annotation, biological process: immune response.